Molecule: messenger RNA, 1115 nt
Organism: Oncorhynchus gorbuscha (pink salmon)
Lineage: Eukaryota; Metazoa; Chordata; Actinopteri; Salmoniformes; Salmonidae
Product: polymeric immunoglobulin receptor-like
Exons: 3
Coding region: 78-833 (251 amino acids)
Source: RefSeq, a predicted model, not a curated record
GAGUAAUCUGAAGGUGAGAGACAGGAGACAGCAACUUAAUGAAGUCAAUAUAGACCAACUGAGAACAGCAGUUCAUCAUGACAAGUCUUCGAAGAGUGUUCUUUAGCCUCUCUGCUGCUCUGUGGAGUGUAUCUAUUGCAGAUGAGAUCGUAGUAUCAGGAUACGAAGGAGGAGAAGCAGUGAUCAGUUGCUCCUAUGGCCAUGGGUAUGAGAAUUACAAAAAGUACCUCUGUAAUAGGGGCUGUGACAACUCUGAUAUUGUCAUUGAAACUCAAUUGGGAGUUCAAUACACUAAGAAAGGCAGCUUUUCUCUGCAUGAUGACAUAAAGAGAAGAGUCUUCACUGUGAAUGUCACUAAACUGACCCUACAGCAUGCUGGGAUAUACUGGUGCGCUGUGAGCAGAUAUGGGAAAGACAUCUAUACAGAAGUCAGACUGCAAGUAGUCAAAGACUGGUGCUGUGACAACCGUGCCCUCGUCCAGGGCAACAGCCAAGCUUCUGUGUCAGUAAGCUGUCCCUACAAGCCUCAGCACAAGGAGAGUCAGAAGUACUUCUGCAUAGGGACCCGACCCUCAACAUGUCUACAACAGGCUACAGUCACAUCCAAGCACAACACUGGGAGGUUCUCUCUCCAUGACAACAACGCAGAUGGAGUGUUCACCGUGACAAUCACUGAGCUGACCCAAAAGGAUUCUGGGAUGUAUAUGUGUGGCAUCCGUGUCGAUCGAGGUUUGGAUGUCUACUCUGUGGUUCAUCUAGAGGUCAAAGGUGAAAAGUUUUUUCUCAAACAUUUCAGUCAUGUGACCCUCACCCCUACCUGUAAUCAAAGAUGAUCUAUAAUAUUUGACAAGAUAGUUUAGUGACAGCUCUAACAAUGGAAAUACAUGUCCUUAAAGAUGGAAGGCAGGCAGGAGGAGGCGAGAAUCCGGUGGGACCAUUCUAGCCAAUGAGAGAGCAGAUACCCAUGUGAACAACUGGAUCAACUCUGAUAUAAAGUCUGUUUGUUUGUUUCUGAUAUAAAGUCCACUUAUAUCAGCACAACAACCUUACCAUUACAGCUUAUUCUAUCAAAUAAGCCUCAGGUAGCAAAUUUGAAAUAAAAAAAUAUGUUUGAC